AUGGUUAAACUAGACAGAAUUGAAAAGAAAGAAGCUAAACCAGGAAAGGAAGAAGUGAAAUUAGUAAAAGCAGAAGACAAAGCUAGGCUGCACAUACCUCGUUCAGAAGCAAUUAAAGCUCCAGAAGAAAAAACAAAAGUAAUCACUGAAGCUAAAAAGGUGACAACUGCAGAACCUGAUGUUGCUAAAGAAAAAAUUUUUGCAGCAAAAAAAGCACCUGAACCUGAAAAAGAAAAGAUAUCCCCACCAAAGAAAGUUACUCAGGAAAAAACAGAAGAGAAACUUUCAAGAGUGAAAGAUGCAGAACAUGAAAAAGCGAAACCAAAAUCUCCUACAACCCCUUCAUUGAAAGAUCUACCUACUUCAAAAGAAGAGAAGCAACUCCUGAAGGAUAGACCAUUGAGUACCCACCAUCCAUCCAUCCAUUCUGCUUCGAAACACACUUAUCCAGAGCACCAGCCAUCCAAAAUGUUACUCUCCGAUAAGACACAACCACAAAAGACUGAUUCUGAAAAACAUGAAAAAAUUACACACUCCCCAAAAGCAGAGAAGGUUCUAGUUCCUGAGAAAAAGGCAGCUCCUAAAGAAGGAAAACCAAAAGCAGAAGACUUGACAACAUCAAAGCAAUCAAGCACAAUGCGUUACUUUCAGUGUGUAUUUGUGGAUGGAAAUAAUGGCUACCACACUGGUUUCCCCUUUCCAAUGCUAAACCCAAAUCCACAGUCACUGAAGAGAGAGACAAGAGCACCGGGACAUUAACACCAAGGAGUCAGAGGGAUUUUUGGAAAUUUGCACUACAAACUUGUUGUGGGGCUUUCGGUCAUGCUAUAGAGAUCAGAGACGGAUAUUGGCAUUUUAAACAGUAUUCUGCUGACUGGAGAGAUGGAUGACUGGAAGGAUGAAGUUUUUUUUUGCUU
Polypterus senegalus (gray bichir) is the source of this 917-nucleotide messenger RNA. Its product is annotated as triadin-like. The coding region runs from base 1 to 759 and encodes 252 amino acids. The record is from RefSeq and is a predicted model, not a curated record. The transcript has 17 exons. Lineage: Eukaryota; Metazoa; Chordata; Cladistia; Polypteriformes; Polypteridae.